CCGUGUCAGUCAACGGUCUACUUCGUUCCGCGACGGGUGCUGCGUUGCCUCGUGGGUUUUCGCGGUGGGAACUUCGCGUUUUUUUUUCGGGGACCCGUUUCCAAAGUUUUUCCUGCCUCAAUCUGCUCCAAAGCCUUGUGUUGAUUUUAAUUAAACUCAAUUGCACCGCCUCGGGGAGUAAAAACGACGACGACGACGUCGGGUGUGCAAAUGAAGAUAAUGGGUUGAGUAAUCAAUUUAGGCUCCCUGGUGUGUUCGGUGUGAGGGAGCAAGUGAAAGUGUGACGAAACAAGGGAAAUUUGUGCGCUCAAGUGCCCGCAAAAGAAGAGUUAAACGAAAAAGUUUUCAAUAUUUUUUUCGGGGAAAAAGUUUGUGUUCUUUCGCGAAGUGAUUUCAGUGAAGUGUAGGAUCGGGAGAAAAGCGUUUUUCGGCGAUUCACCCCACGCAUAGUUGACUUUCAGUGAGUGUUAAGUUCCCCAAUAGUGCAGUAAAACCACCCCCCACCGUCAUCGUCAGGAAAAACCUCCCCCCGAAACCGCGACCGAAAAUGAAAAGUGCGAUCCAGUCGUCGAAUAAAUGGAGGCGAAGAGUAAGCAGCACACCGCAGCAGUCCUUCCACAGCCAACGGCUUCGCCUCUGAGAGCCCCCACACAAGCUGCUGCUGCUGCUGCUGGUAGUGGAGGAACAGCGAGCCGCCGGAAACCGUCGGCCCUUGCCAAUCGCGACCAGCAGCUACCGGGCAAACCGAAGCACACGGUCAAGUUUAGGGAGCAAGGCGACCAGGAGCUUCUGGUGGUGACAAUCGAACCUUCUUCGUCCCCUGCUGGCGGCACCUGUCAGCUACCGGCGCUAACUACCACUUCGGAAUCGACAUCCGACCGACCAGGGACUGCCACCCAUCAUCGGGGAACCCCGUAUCCCUCCUUGGCGGCGGGCGACCUAAGAAAACCUAAGGAGAAAGCUAAAUCAAGUGAACAACGGACGAAAAAGGCGGCUACCUCGCCGGCGACGCAAGCGUCCAGUGUAGUCCGGCAGCACGGUCAGCGACUCGCGGAAGGAUGCACGACGCUUAUGUAUGCCUGCCAGCAGGGACUUACCGAGGAAAUUGUUAAGGAAUUGCGCGAAAAGCCGGACGUCGUCCACCGGCGGGACCGGAACAACCGCGGGGCCCUUCACUACGCCAGCAGCUCGAGGGACGUUGUGGCCGCGGCCAGUGUCGCAAUGGUGGCCCCGGAGCUGAUCGAGCAGGCCGAUGAGGACGGGUUCACGCCACUGCAUCUGGCCGUCAUCCAGGGCAACCUGCAGCUGGUCAACCUGCUGCUGGCGAACGGGGCCGACGUGAACGCGCUGGACAACGAGGGCCACUCGGUGGUGCACUGGGCCACAGUAUGCGGCGAAGUGGAAGCUCUCCGUGCGGUGCUGGCGGCCGGUGCCGACGUGUCCACUCCGGACAUCAACGGGGGCAGCCCGUUGCACUACGCCGCCCAGAUGUGCGGCGCCAACUAUGAGGGCAAAACGGCUCGUGCCUCGGCCAAACUGGCACUGGAGAUCCUCGGAACGCUGCUGGCCCAUCCGGACACUUCGGUCGAAGUAGAGGACAAAGAUAGCCGGCAGCCGCUGCUCUGGGCUUCCUCGGCUGGCUCUGCCAAGGCUGUCCUGGCUUUGAUCAAAGCCGGCGCACAGGUCGAGAGUGCAGAUAAGGAUGGACUCACGGCACUUCACUGUGCCGCGUCCCGAGGCCACACGGAAUGUAUAGACACGUUGAUCAAUCUAUGUGGAGCGCACACCGAUCAGAUCGACUCCAAUGGGUGCACGGCUCUGCACUACUCCGUGACGUUAGGUCACGCGGAUGCUACCUCCUUGCUGCUCAAGCUGGAUGCCGAUCCAAACCGACAGGACCGAAAAGGCCGAACUCCAGCACAUUGUGGCUGUGCGAAAGGGCAAAUGGAAACGGUGAAAAUUUUGCACAUGAAGAAAGGGAACUUGUGGCUGAGGAAUGCGAAGGGAGAUUUUCCGGUUCAUGACGCCGCCAGCUCUGGAAGGAGACAGCUGGUACAGUGGCUUUUGCAGAUGAAGCCAAAGCACAUCAACACUCCAAGUAACGAUGGAAGAACGCUUUUGCACAUUGCGGCAGGGCACGAUAAUGUGGACAUGUGUAAGCUCUUGCUGGAAUCUGGAGCGGAGAUGAAUCACCUGUACAGACCGGCAAAAGGUUCGCCCAUGACUCCACUUGACUACGCACUGGCGAAAGGCUUCCGAUCAACGGCAAAGUUUCUCCAGAUGCAAGGAGGACUUCCAGCUAAUAAGUUGCGCCUAUCCAGUCGGCAGCAGAAAAUUCUUCCAGAUAUAGACAAGGUUGAACCCUUAAAACUCACAGAAAAAGAAGAAUUGAUCGACCUGAAGACUUCCAAGCGAUACGUAGUGUACUUGAACUCCAAUUCUGAAUCGGAGAGUCAAGAUGAUCGAUCUCACCGCAAGAGCAGACACAAACGAAAAGGAAGUCACCGAGCUCGUCGAACGAGCAGCUGCAGUGAUAGCGUAUUUCUCUACCGGGAAGGCGCAGCCGAUAUAAGUCGCUCUCGAAGCAACGUCGAACUAAACCGGACCCAUCAUCAUCACCAUCGCAGGCACCAUCACCGAAGCAAUAGUUCUUCAUCGGCUUCCAGCAGCGAUUCGUCUUCGGAUGACUGUUGCAAGCAUAUAAAACGACGGCACAAGUGUUACAAGAAGUGUUCAUCUAAAUCGGCGAGAUCUAAGGAUCGGUCGCACAGGGAAAGGGAUCGUGACCGGGAGAAGGAACCUAAAGAACCGAAGGAGUAUGAAUUUAUGUAUGCCGAGCAACGAGAAGCAGGAAAGCCACGUAAACCGGGAGAACGCAUGGGAAGGAUUGUGUUGAAAGAGGUGCACAGUGGAUCAUCGGAGAACGAAUCGCCAGAGAGUGACCGACGAGGCAGCACAUCGAGAUUAACCGGAAAGAGUGGCCCAUUACUGACGGUGCCGCCGGAAGUUUUGGGAUUAUUAGACGAUCAAUCACUGCCGAAACCACCACCCAAAGCUGAGUUCAACAUCAGGAAGGAGUCUGAUGUAAAAAGCGAUGGCAAAUCUUCGGACACCAGCGUCAAGAAGGUGAAGAAAGGUAAGGGAAACGGGAAGAAAGGUAAAGCAUCUGGGAAAGUGAAGAAGACCGAUUCGCCAAGUGAGGAGGAAACGAAAGACAAGCAGAAGCAACAGCAGGGGGAGAAGAUUGUGACGGAAGCUCUGGUGCACCCGGUGCCGGAGACUAUGGCCAAGUCCACAGAAGAUGAUGGUGCAGCUACCGAUGCGACAUACACAAUCGAUCAGAAAACCAAAUCCGAUUACGAGGGGUUCAGCGAAUCCGAGACUGGGAAAGGGAAAGGCAAACCAGAGACAAUAAUGGAAGCUAAGGAUGAGACCGUGCAGGAAGUUCCACCGGCGGUCCCUUUAGAGGUAAAGGAGGAGGUGGUUCCGGCUCCAAAAAAGGAACGGCCAAAGCUAAAGUCAAACAAAGACAGUAGCACAAGCCGAUCCAGCAAAUCCAAGUCGGAUUCGUCGGAAAAGGAGAUGCCAAAGCAGAAACCAAAGCCGAAAGCGGAAGCAACUCCUGUGGUGACAGCGCCAACGCCGCAGCCAACGCCACCACCGCCACCUCCUCCUGAACCGGAACCAGAACGCGUUGUACCAGAACCCGAACCCGAACCUGCUGUUGAGGAGCCUCCAAUUGUGGUAGAAACUCAUGUACAGGAGGAGGAAAAGCCUUCGGAGUUACCGGUUGUAGUGCCAGAGGCUGAACCUGUGCCUGCAGUCACCGACGGAGAGGCAGUUGUUCCCCAAGAGAUUCCGGUGACAGAACCGCCUGAGUCGGAACCCGAACCGAAGCCAGAACCGGAGCAAGCACCCGAGUCGAAACCGGAACUUGCAGCUGUUGAGCAAUCGACAACUGAGGAGAAGAGCUCUGAAGUUGAAGAAUCGCCUUCGAAAUCAAGUGAAGAUCAGACCGAGCAGCAGCCGCCAGAACCGGAAGAACCGCCAAAGCCCGAACCGAGUGGAGACCAAGCUCUACCACCAACCCCCAAAGAAGAUUCUCCUAAGAAGGUCAGUUUUGACAGAGAACGACCGAAGCUGAGGCGAUCUGGCGAGUCCAUGGUGGAGCACGUGGAGGAAGAGGAAGUUCGAACGGAAGAGGAUGCCGUUGUUCCACUAGCGGCAGCUGCAGCAGUUGACCAAGAGAAGGUCGAUUCGACACGAAGUUUCUACGUGAGUUUGGCGGAUGGAGAAGAAGGCGACGAGAAGAAGAAACGAAAAUUGAAAAAGAGGAAAUCCAAGGAAGACAAAGCCGACGAAGAAGCACAAAGUAGCAAGGAUCAGGACUCCGGUUUUGAGCCAAGUCCGCAAUCGGUACGCAGUAAGUCGACUGUGUUCGACCGUCCAACGAGUACGGCGGUGUUAUCCAAGAGGCCAGCAUUUACAAUGGUAGAGGAGCGAGCGAUCAGCUCCAGGCCGGAUGGUCGCAAACCUGGCGACAAGAAUGCUGUUAACAUGACCACCGUGCAACAGUCCAUCCAGCGAAAUAUUCGAAGAUACUACAUGGAGAGAAAAAUUUUCCAACACCUGCUGGAGCUGAAAAGCCUCCAGAUCCGCUCGACCAAGGUCAACGAGAGCGCCCUGGUGAAGAGGGCCGUAGACGACUACCACAAGUCGACGAUCGAGCUGGGCUACGAGACGGGCUCGACACUCAAGCGCUAUCCCUACUCGGAGUACUCGUUCAAGAACUUCGAGCUGUUCCUGUACGACACGUUGAAGAGCCUACAGAAGCGCGAGACGUACAACUUCCAGAACAUCUCCGAGGUGUACGACGAGCAAGAGGCCGAACGUCGAUCCAGCCCCGAUGUAAGUCGAUACGAACGAGCCCUGAACUGCACCACCAAGACCCAUCGCUGCCUUCAUGCCACCCACGCGUACACGGGAAUCCCUUGCGCUGCCUACAUCCCCAUGAUGAACCAUCACACGAUGCCCAAGCUCGGAUUUGGCCAGUACAAAUCGUCCCCCAGUGGGGUUGGCAGUUUUUUCCUGCCGAAAAUUCUCACCAACCCAACGGACCGGAGCUGCCCCGGAAGUAGCGCCAGCUAUCUAACACCCAUAGGCGGCGGCGGCGGAGCAGCAAGCAAGGGAAGUCCGCGGAAGGUCAGCCUCACCAACAGCAGCAGUCCUCUUCCAGUGAUGCCCAGCAUUCGGCCGAACGGCAACAGCUCCAACAGCAACAUCAACAGCAGCAGUCCCACUCAAGCUCCCUUCCAGCUGUUGUAGAGGAAGACUCCAAUUUGGAGUCCAGCUCUGGACCGUCACCCUCGGUAUAGCCCCGAGAAGCAAACGGCACUGCCACAACUGUUCCAAACAGUUGUAUUAGAAUGUUUAGAUUUUUUCAUCAAAAUUUUGCGGUCUUCUAGUCGGAUAUUAGUGCAGCAAUUAGGCAAUGAGUGUAUAUUUGAAA
Molecule: messenger RNA, 5509 nt
Organism: Aedes aegypti (yellow fever mosquito)
Lineage: Eukaryota; Metazoa; Arthropoda; Insecta; Diptera; Culicidae
Product: ankyrin repeat domain-containing protein 12
Exons: 10
Coding region: 577-5325 (1582 amino acids)
Biological process (GO): protein localization to ciliary inversin compartment
Cellular component (GO): ciliary inversin compartment
Molecular function (GO): protein binding
Source: RefSeq, a predicted model, not a curated record